AUGGGAGGGCAUGUUGACAAUGAGAUGAACCAAAGGGGUGGUCCAUACGUUUUCAAACUCUGCAGACAGAAUUACCACCAAAUAAGAUCGUUACUUCCACCUGAAGGAAGGAAACCUCAGUUUGUGCAGCUUUAUAUUCAUGACACAGAGUAUGAAACCAGUCAUAGAUUAAAUUCUAUACGAGGUGAUACAGCCGAUGCUACCGUUGAUAGGGAAUUAGUACAAGAAUUGCAAUUGAUGUUUGAUGAGAACAAUGAAUUUGUUAAAAGUUUUCAUUCUGUUAGGAAACAUAUCCAUUGGAAUGAUAUUAGAGCGUAUAGAUUAUGUGAAGGGCAUACUCUGUUGAAAUCAGGUAGAUUAUUGCAGCAAUAUACUGUGGAUGCAUAUAUGGCUAUUGAAGAUGAAGGAUUUUGUUGGAUUAGAAACAAUCAGAAAAAAUUGAGGAGUGAUUUGUACAAUGGGCUGAUGGAUGCCAUUUCAAAGGUUGAUGUUAAUGCACAACAUUUAGGGAAAUCUGCGUUGCCCCUUCGUCUCACACUAGCAGUCUCCGGUAUCGUGUUCAGAAUUAUCAAGAUGCAAUGGUGA
Molecule: messenger RNA, 585 nt
Organism: Pistacia vera
Lineage: Eukaryota; Viridiplantae; Streptophyta; Magnoliopsida; Sapindales; Anacardiaceae
Exons: 2
Coding region: 1-585 (194 amino acids)
Source: RefSeq, a predicted model, not a curated record